This is a messenger RNA of Vicia faba (fava bean), 384 nucleotides long. Lineage: Eukaryota; Viridiplantae; Streptophyta; Magnoliopsida; Fabales; Fabaceae. The record is from the annotation of a GenBank genome assembly.
AUGUCUGUCCGACUCGCCCUGAAGUCACUUACUCGUUACUGCCAUAUCUCCGCAGAAGAUUCCAAAUGGCUUACACUUCCACCUGUGAAUAUCACCAGCGUGAACACUUCCUCCAACAAACUCUCUUCCUCCACUUCCACCACUGCCCUCAAAUGGGUCAUCCACCAAUUCACCACCUCCCUCAUACUACCGAUGUGCACCACCAUCGUCCACCUCGUGAGUCCGUCUAUUCGUCCAUCACCUUUGAUCGGACCCCCCAUGAGCAGCUCCGUCUCCGACGAAGUUGCGACCAGCAUCACCGCAUACGACAUCUUCCUUCAACCACUCAUCGGCCACCAUCAAUUCGGCCGCCCCCAAUCUGGUACUCUUUUCUUCAUUUGUUGA